AUGAGUUCUUUAAUUGAACAUACGGAAUCAGAAAUGACCUUGACAGUUCUUGGUUGUGGAACAAUGGGUAUAGGAAUUCUCUCUGGAAUACUUAGCUCACUCAAUAUUCCUCAAACCCCAAACCCCAUUCCUCUAACCACAUCAGGAACCUCAACUCCCGCCUACCCAAACGAGGCACCCACCUUUCCCCCCUUCAAAGUCAUCGCCUGCGACCGUCGCCCCGAAUUCACAAAAAAAAGUACAACAAGCAUUGUCCUCCCAUCUCCUCACAACCAACAUCGUCAUCCUCCAAAACGAGAAUGUCCUCGCCGUGCAGCGCGCCGCUAUCAUCCUCCCAGCCUGAAAACCCUAUACAAUAAACGAGAUCCUAUCCGAGCCCGGCAUGGCACAAGCUUUAGCCGGUAA
Botrytis porri is the source of this 405-nucleotide messenger RNA. RefSeq lists its product as uncharacterized. The transcript has 2 exons. NCBI's taxonomy places the organism in Eukaryota, Fungi, Ascomycota, Leotiomycetes, Helotiales, Sclerotiniaceae. The record is from RefSeq and is a predicted model, not a curated record. Bases 1 to 405 code for a protein of 134 amino acids.